AUGUCAGAAGCCCACACGGAGGCACCGCCAUCGGUGCGUUUAACCAACGAUGAUUUUCGUCGACUAUUGGCCACACCUCGUGCUCCACCAGGCGGCGGUGGAAGUGCGGGAGCAACAGCAAGUGCUGCUGCUACACCAGCUACCUUUGCCACCCCUGGCACACCUGCCUCAGCAGAAAAAAAGAAAAGCAGUCAUGGAAAUUCGAGUGAACGUGGUGAUCUCAGGCGAAAAAAGAAAAACUAUUAUGCUGCCCUUAAAAAACAAGAGGACAAUAAGCUACAGGAACUAUCGGAAAAAUAUCGUGAUCGUGCUCGCGAAAGAAGAGAUGGAGCUAAUCCGGAUUAUCAAAAUGUUGGAACACCUGGACACAAUAGUACCACAAAUGCUUAUAGGGCGGUGGCACCCGAUAUGAAAUCCGGUAUUGAUGCUGCCGAACGAAGACGCAGGAUAAUUCAAGAAUCUAAAUUUUUGGGUGGUGAUAUGGAACAUACCCAUUUGGUCAAGGGUCUUGAUUAUGCCCUGUUGCAGAAGGUCCGAUCUGAAUUGCAAGUGAAAGAGCAGGAGGAAAGAGAACGGGAAUUGGCCGCGGCAGCUAAUGAAAAAAUGGAAGCUGCUGCGGCGGCAGAACGUUUGGAAGCCGAGCGAAGAGAAAUGGAAGACAAUAUGAAUAUUAAGGGACCAAUGGCACGGAAUAUUUUCAAUUUGAUACAAGCCAGAAGGUCCAAAGAAGUACAGCGUUGUGAGUUGUUUGCCCCGGGUAGGAUGGCCUAUGUCAUCGAUUUGGAAGAUGACGAAAAUGCCGAAACAGAUAUACCCACAACUCUGAUACGGUCAAAAUAUGAAGUUCCCCUAAAUCGUGAAGAUGCCGCCACUUUGACCACAAAUGACAUUGUCAUUAAUAAAUUAUCUCAAAUCCUGUCAUAUUUGCGUGCUGGUGGCCGCAACAAGAAAAACAAAAAACGUGACAAAGAUAAGCCACUGUUCCACGAACGGGAUAUACAUGAGUUGAAUGCCUCUUCGAAGGCAUUGAAUAAGGCGGUGCCGGUUGUGGAUUCUAUAUAUGAUGAUAUUGGUGAUUAUCAGCCGACCCUAAAGCCGGACAACAACAAAACCAAAACAAAUGACAAAUUCUUGGCUCCAUCCGGAUCGACAGCGGCCACAUCAUCAUCUUCGGUAGCUGCAAAACCAGCCAGCUAUUUCAAUGAUGGCAACAAGGCGGCAGAGGAACCCGAACCAAUUAUCACCACGAUACCAGCACCACCCAAAAUCAAUAAAUCCAUUGUGGCGCGCUUUGCCAAUGAACCUGAAGGUUAUGCUGAAUGUUAUCCCGGUUUGGAAGAAAUGAAUGAUGCCAUUGAUGAUUCUGAUGAUGAAGUGGAUUAUACGAAAAUGGAUUUGGGUAAUAAAAAAGGUCCCAUCGGUCGUUGGGAUUUUGAUACGCAGGAAGAGUACUCAGAUUAUAUGAGUACCAAAGAAGCUUUGCCGAAGGCCGCCUUCCAAUACGGGGUUAAAAUGCAAGAUGGUCGUAAGACACGUAAAAAUAAAACCGAGAAAAGUGAAAAAGCCGAAUUGGAUAGAGAAUGGCAAAAGAUUCAGGGUAUUAUACAAAAACGUAAAUCCAAAACAUCUUCAGAUGAACCCGAUUAUAAACAAGCUAAAUAUUAAUAGAAAAAGUAUGUUUAUCU
Molecule: messenger RNA, 1685 nt
Organism: Musca vetustissima
Lineage: Eukaryota; Metazoa; Arthropoda; Insecta; Diptera; Muscidae
Gene: beag
Product: protein Red
Exons: 2
Coding region: 1-1665 (554 amino acids)
Biological process (GO): mRNA splicing, via spliceosome
Cellular component (GO): nucleus
Source: RefSeq, a predicted model, not a curated record